This is a messenger RNA of Guyanagaster necrorhizus, 361 nucleotides long. RefSeq lists its product as uncharacterized. The transcript has 5 exons. Bases 47 to 259 code for a protein of 70 amino acids. The record is from RefSeq and is a predicted model, not a curated record. Lineage: Eukaryota; Fungi; Basidiomycota; Agaricomycetes; Agaricales; Physalacriaceae.
AUGGAUCAUUGGGUGCUCCUCUUUGGCUGGAAAGCAAGGCUUACCAAUGAUGUCACUGUAUGGUGCGACGAAGUUGGCUGUUCGGAGACUUACCCAGGGAGCCGCCCUCGAUCUGGGAAAGUUUGGGAUCACUGUCAAUGUGUACACGCCAGGCGCAGUCGAUACUGAAAUGUGCAGAGAUGCAGCACUCCAACAAGGAGAUGUGAACGAGUUGAUUAAGAUGGUACGUUUCCACCGCAGUUGUGGAUCGCCUGGCUGACAACGAGGAAAGAACGUGGGCCGAUCAGCAUUGGACUACAUAGGGCAACCUGAGGAUAUAGCUGGACUUGUGUCUUACCUCGCUUCCAGUGAGUCACGCUAU